This is a messenger RNA of Macaca mulatta (Rhesus monkey), 4631 nucleotides long. RefSeq lists its product as uncharacterized. NCBI's taxonomy places the organism in Eukaryota, Metazoa, Chordata, Mammalia, Primates, Cercopithecidae. The record is from RefSeq and is a predicted model, not a curated record.
AUUUAAUAACUUUUAAUAAAUUUAAUAACUGGAAAGGCCAUGAGAGCCCAAGCCUAAACUAGAACCAGGAUGUCCAGCUUCUAACUCCCUUAGUGCUUUUGUACGAGACCUGUUUUUUCUUCAGAGGGUAGAAUAAAGAACAAAUUUAACUACAGUUUUAACUUAUUGCUAUCAUUCACUGGCUACGCCUACAAUCAAAACCAAAACGCUUCUACAGACCCAGCUUCAGAUGAUACAGGCAAUUUCAAAUCCUGUCCAGGAAAUUUCCAAACGUUCUAAAUAUGUUCUAUAAGCGGUUUUAAAGACUUAUCAAUAAAGUGAUCUGAGUAACAAAACAUGGACUGAAAGAUCGAAUUUUGUAUUUUCAAAAAUAUUUUGGAAUUCCUUUGAUAUGGAAAUCAUAUAUAACAGCGGCGAUUUUUUUUUAAGUCUUGCAAGCACAGAGAGCAUGAUAUUAUUCAAAACUGCUCAAGAGCAGCAAUGAUUAUUUUAAGCUUAUGAUUCAACGGGUACAUUAAUUAAAGACACCACCAACCCAAAUUGACAGAUCUUGAUAUCAAUGAGUCCAGAAGAAUUAAAAUAAUAGUCAUAUAAAAAUAGAUUAAAGAGGUGAACAACAGCAUAUGUCAGAAGGACAAAUGACAAGCAAGCAGGUGUCGUGGGAAAGGAAUGCAUCUAAGGAGCAGCUUUUGUGGAUUUUUAAUAAAACGACGAUGCUGGAAAUACGGGUAUACGGGUAGUGUCAAGAAAAGCUUGUUCACAAAUACGGAAUCUGAUUUUUGGAAGCUGGGUGAGAAAACUUGGCUAAUAAUUUCUUACUGAAGAGUAGCGGUGGAAGAAGGGAGAAGAGACCGCAAGCGCCAAAGCGCCAAAACAACGCUAGGUGACCGGGAAGGGGCCGAGGCGGAGAGGGGAGAGGGGUCAGGAGGUGCGGGGUGCGCGGCGGCAGCGGCUCUCUCACCGGCCGGCGAGAACUUGACAGCAGGCGCCGGUGUCCAGCACACCCCUUCCCUCCCCAGCUCCUGCCGGGCGGCACCUGCGCUCACCCCGCAGCCGGCUCUCGCGACCCCUCGGGGUGGCUGACAUACACCCCACAAGGUCGACGUUCACCUCUACCUUCCUCGUCUUCUUCCAAGCAAACGGGGACCUCUCUGGGACGUCAACGCCCGGCAAUAGCCAAGCGGGAACCUUUUCUUCCCUGACAUCUGUCAAACUCGGAGCUGGAGCCAGGCUCGCUGCGCCCUCCACGGAGCUCUGGGGCUCCAAGGCCGGCCCGCACCCGGGCUCCGGGCGACAUCCCCACGCCGAAGCGCACCUGCCAGCAGACCCACGGGGCAUCCUUGCGGGCCGCCCAGUACCUGGACCGCACAGGCCCCACGAAAGUUCGCAGGCUGGGGUCGGCCCCGUGCCGGCCGGGGAUUCCCGGGUGCAGCGCCAGCCCUGGCUACAGGGCCGAAGGGGCGGGCGGACUUGGACUCCCCAAGCCCGACGGAGACGCCCUCUCCGCCCCCACCCAGCCUCGCGGGCUCCCGAAAGGGAAGUGAAGCGGAGAGGAAGGGCAGACGCGGCACGGUUCGCCCAACGCCCUUGGGGGGCAGCCGCCAAGGAUGGUCCCCUCGGGGAUCCCCGAAGCUCCCGGGGAUACAUCUACGAGUCCUCCUCAGCCGAUUCACUGCCCCCAAGUGCAGAGCUGUCCCUUUAAGAGGCAGCUAGCUGCCCCCUCCCCCCGCCAGGUAGCGAUGCCCGCGGAAGGGCGGUGGGUACUCCAGCGGACACUUUCUCGGCCCCUUCAAGGGCUCCUGCGGCACCUCUGCCUGCCCUAGCCCGCAACGGCAGCCCAGGCGAGGAGGAUGGGGGCGGACGGGCGCGGCGCCUUUAAGGGGCGCAGCCUCCCCGCGGCCCGGGUGGGGGCAGGGAGCGGUCACGGGCCCUUUAAGGCCGGCAGCGGGCACGUCGGGCAGGGUUCUUCGGCGGCCGGGUUGCCCCCGGGGCGGCGGCAGGGGCGCAGCGCCCGCGAGGGCUCUAACGGCCCCCGACGGGGUGCGCGGGAUCGCGCCGCUGGCCGCCGCCGGCCUGACACUCACCGUGGCUCGCCGGGAGCGCCCGCGCCCGCGCCCGCACUCGGAUCCCGCGGCGGCGGCGGCGGUGAGUCCGGCGCGGGUAAACAGGCACCUCCGUCCCUGACCUACUUUCUGCCUUCCCUAAAUGUCGCACCACUAACCUACUUUCCGACCAAUCCGCUCCCCGCCGGCCCAGGCCCGGCCCCCCGCCCACCAAUCGCUGUGCCCAACCCCCCUUCCCCGCCCACCAAUGGAGGAGCCGCGGAGCCCGGAUACCUGCCUCUUCCCGCCAGCCAAUCCGAGCGCCCGAAGGGAGCCGGUCCCGGCGGCCGCCACCAGCCAAUCCGCGCGCGGCUCGGCAGCCCGCUGGCCAGUUGUGUGGCGGCUAGAGAGGCCGCGGACCAAUGGCGAGGCGGCAGGGGCCGGUUUACCUGCUACUUUCCUGCCACCAAUCAUUUGGCGCACAGGAGCGCACGCCCCGAGGAGAAGACCAAUCUGCGCGCGCUCCCUGGGUUUCCUCGCCCCUGCCCUCUCCCUUUCCCCUCAGGUCUCCCACUAACCGCGGCCACUGCGGUGCCCACGCCGCGCUCCUCGGGGUCGCCGGGGAUGUCCCUCUUCUCUGGGUCCCCUGCCGGCUGGCGUCUGGCCGUCUGCCCUCACCCCUCCUCCUUCUCCUCCACUCGGGGCAUUGCGACGAAAAGCAGCAGUUCCUGACUCCCCUCCCUCCAGCUCCAUCUAGGAAACCAAUUUUAGGAACAUUGAGUGCCAGACCCUUCCUAAAACCCCUGGUGUGCCCAAGUCUAAACUAGAGAACGAAUACUCAGUAUUUCUAGAAGGUGUUUCCACCCCGAGGACUGCAAGUGUUCUCACGUUCUUUGCGUUCGUCAUGACCUCCAAGUGUCCCACUGGAGCUGUCAUUCCCGUAGUUCCAAAGAGAAUACUCGAGCGCGGAGCGAUUCCAUUGCCAUUUCCUUCCAGUAGCCAGGUUUUGACCACUUGCUGAGGGGUAGACACCAGCCCCGCGGCAGCGCUCUCUGCUGCGAAAAGCUGUCUACGGAGCGAGACGGAAGGAAACAGUUAGAGAAAAUAAAAAUUUGAUAACGACAUGCAACUCGGUUCCUGAGAGGACAGAGACACUGACUUAUUUUUGCAUCCCAGGCACUUUGUAGAGGGCCUUUAGCACAAAGAAAUCCCGGCUCUUCCAGAUGUUAAACUCCCUGAAUAGAAGGACAGCGUCUUCUUUUUCGUUAUCCAUCGUGCCAGCUCUCCUUUAGCGCCUGCUGGGGUAGGGUGGAGUGGUGGGGGCGGGACCGGCACCCAGCAAGUGCACCAUAAAUAUCUGUUGGCUGGAUAUAUGAACAAAUGGAAUUAAAUCAAUUGGCCUAAUUCUGUUACCCAGACUGGCCCCCCGUGACUCUAGACUUCUAGGCUGAUAAGUUCUUUGAAUACAGACACUGCAUUUUUUAAUCUUUGUAACAGCAUUGCCCAUCCCCAGCUCAUUGACAGGCACGGAGUGCCCAAUAUGUGCUUGUGGGCUGAAUGCUGGCUGUUUUCUAGGUCAACCACCUCGGUCGGUAGCUUGCUAUUUUUCCUAAGUUUACACGCUGAUGGAAUCUUAUUGCUACUUUGUCUCUGCCCCAAUUUCAUGAGAAGAUCACUCUAGAGACAGAAUCUUGCUAUGCUGCCCAGGCUGGACUUGAACUUCUAGACUCAAGCAAUCCUCAAGCCUCAGCCUCCCAAGUGGCUGAGACUGUAGGCAUGCUACCACACCCAGCUCUUUUGAUCUAAUUUUUAUCAUGUCAAAGUUUUGUCAUCUUGCUUUAAAAAAUUAUCACAAGCAUUCUCUCUUGUUACUGAGCCUCCUUCUACAACAGGCUGUCUAAUGGCUGCAGCGUUUUUAUUGUAUGGAGAAACUAUACCUCAUUAUGCAAAACUCUCUCAUUGAAAAUAUUCACAUAGUUUCUAAUGUUUCUUUAUCAUACGGAUGGCCCUGGACUCACAAUGGUUUGACUUAAAUUUUUCUAGUUUAUGAUUGGUGUAUUGGGAUAUUAAAUGUAUUUUCAACUUUCAAUAUUUUUGACUUUCCAUGGGUCUAUUGGGACAUAACCCCAUCGUAAGUUGAGGUUCAUCUGUAAACAGUUUUGAAAAGAACAUUCUUUGGGAUUUUUAAACCUCAGGGCCCUCUGGAAGCUAUAAGCUUAUGGGACCGGCCCAUAGCUUUCCUACUCUACUUCAUUACCACACUGGGUUUCAAAGAAUCAGCUGGUAUAGACAGGAAAUACAACUUACAUAUUUUUUUCUUAUAAGGUUUCAAUGCUAUCUUCUCCUGCUGCUGCUUCUCUCUCUGCCAUAAAACUUAUUUUAAAGACGUGGAAAAUUAUAUGCACUUGAGUUAAAUACAAAACCACAAGUGAGUAUAACUUGAUAAGUGGUCUUUGAGAAAUUUAUGAGCCAAAAUCUGUGUCAUAAAUUGAUAGCACUCUAGCUAACAAAAUAUGGACAAUAAAACUUACUGUAAAUAAAGCUAUCCAAAUCUUGAGUAUGAAUAAAGUCCAUUUAGUUUGGGUUGUA